Molecule: messenger RNA, 1281 nt
Organism: Polistes canadensis
Lineage: Eukaryota; Metazoa; Arthropoda; Insecta; Hymenoptera; Vespidae
Product: mitochondrial pyruvate carrier 2-like
Biological process (GO): pyruvate import into mitochondria
Cellular component (GO): mitochondrial inner membrane
Molecular function (GO): pyruvate transmembrane transporter activity
Source: RefSeq, a predicted model, not a curated record
AAAAAAGAAAUAAUAUUAAUUAUAAGACGCGCGGUUGAAUAUUUUGAUGAGAUAUUCGUUAAAGAAUUUUGGCGUAAACAUUGACAGGUGAAAGAAGAUAGAAUUAUAAACGGGGGGGGGGAAAGAGGGGAUAUAUAAGUAAAUGUCGGGUUGAGUUUGCGCGAUUAUCUUUAAGGUUACGACCUAGGACGCGCAAUAUUGAGUGGGGUGGGGUUGGAUAAAAUAAAAUGGUGGGAUGGGGAAACGCGCAAGCACCAGGGCGGGGGUAAACGAGCGCGCCACUUCGUGCUGGGACGCCGGCUUGAGUGCAUUGUAUUUAUACGUCGGGCCUUUAUUUUAACUAGUAUUUUUUUUCUUUUUUCUUUUUCCGUUUUCAAAACAAAAUAUUAUUUAGAUCGAUAUCGUAAUAUAUAUAAUCAUGUCGGUUGUAUACAAAAAUACAAUUAAAGCUGUUGGAAAGUACGUGCCUGAAAAAUUUCAACCAUUUUGGAAUCAUCCAGCCGGACCACAGACCAUAUUUUUCUGGGCACCGGCUGUUAAAUGGGGACUAGUGAUAGCAGGUUUAGGCGACUUGCAAAGGCCAGCAGAUAAAAUCUCCAUUGGGCAGUCUGCCUCAUUGGCCCUUACCGGAGCCAUUUGGACGAGAUAUUCUUUGGCUAUAAUACCAAAAAAUUGGAGUCUAUUCAGCGUUAACUUUUUUGUCGCGUGUACAGCACUUUAUCAAAUUUCCAGAGACAUCAACGAGAACAAGCGGCUUUAGCGAGCAAUCAAUCGUCGAAAAGCAGCUAGUUAAAAAUUAUCGUAAUACUGCAUUCCUAGAAGAAUAUAUGACGAGCGUGUUGGGUGACAACGAUUAUCAAAAGAUUAAAAGUUAAGAAAGGAUUGAAUUUAUCAUUUAUUAUAUAACGUAUACAAAAAUGCUCGUGUUGUAUUAAAUUAAUAUUCAAACGAAUAUUUGUAAAUCGUAUUGACAAAUUCGUAUGAAUAUAUAUAUUUAGGGUGAUAAUUCAAUUUCAUUACGUUAUUUCGUUAGAUGCUUUCGUUAAUCAAUGAAAGCAUUUACGAAAUAGACUUGCGACGAUUUAUCGAUAAUUAAUUAGCCAUAUAUGCGCAUACAUAUACCGAAUGCAUGCAGUGCAUGCAGAUGAAUGGUACAAAUCGGACCAUGUUAGACUUAUCGACGCGUCGACCACUGUUGGUAAUAGUAGCAUAAAUUAUAUAAUAUGAGAAUAAGUAUAUCUACGUUUCUAACAACAGGGACGUCUAUAAAAAAAGAAAAAA